Molecule: messenger RNA, 801 nt
Organism: Diversispora eburnea
Lineage: Eukaryota; Fungi; Glomeromycota; Glomeromycetes; Diversisporales; Diversisporaceae
Source: the annotation of a GenBank genome assembly
AUGCCUGUUAAAGUUCUCGAAGAAAAAGUUAUUUUAGAACACCCCUCUGGUUCUUCUACUGAAGUAUAUUUUUAUGGCGCUACUGUGACCAGUUGGAAAUGUAAAGGGAAAGAACGUUUAUUCUUGAGUAAAAAUUCUUUCCUUAAUGGGACAAAGGCUAUACGAGGAGGAAUUCCACUAGUUUUCCCUCAAUUCGGAAAAGCAUCGGAUUCAUCCUUUGAAACUGCGAUACUUCCACAGCACGGACUUGCGGAUAAUCAAGUUCCGGAAAAUCUUCGUAAAGAAUGGCCAAAGAAAUUUAGGAUUAUUUAUACAAUAACUUUAACUGAAGAUACUUUGAAUAACCAUUUAACAGUGAAAAAUGAGGAUAUUAAAUCUUUCUAUUUUAAUGCACUUUUACAUACUUAUUAUUAUGUUCCGGAUAUUUCCAAAGUGUCCAUUAAGGGACUCUCGAAUCUUUCAUAUAUUGAUAAAGUUACCAAAAAUACGCAAGUUACUGACACUAAUGAUUCAAUAACGAUAGAUCAAGAAGUCGAUCGAAUUUAUGCAGAUGUUCCUUCAGAUGAAAUUUAUAUUGAUUUGGGACAUGAAGAUUUUGACAAUUUUAUUUUGAGAAAGAUCAAUUUAAAAGAUACGGUUGUUUGGAAUCCAUGGAUUGAUAAAGCACAUGGAAUGUCUGAUUUUGGAGAUGAUGAGUAUAAACAAAUGGUUUGCGUGGAACCAGGAACUGUUUCUGAAUAUGUGAAUUUGAAUGUUGGUGAGACUUGGGAAGGUGGACAAAUAUUAAAGAUUAGUAAAUAA